AUGGAUGUUCUACUUAAGACCGGAAAUCGCAUGAAUGUUGGUACAAUUCGGGGUGAUGCUCAUGCCUUCAAGCUCGAAACAUUGCUUAAACUAGUUGAUGUCAAAGGGAAUGAUGGCAAGACUACAGUUCUGCAUUUCGUCGUCCAAGAGAUUACCAGAGCAGAACACUCCCGCCUCUCUGCCACUUGCAAUAUGGCUGCUGAAGCACCAUUGUUGCAAGAGAUUACCCCACAACAUGAUCUAGAGUGCAGGAAACUUGGUCUACAAAUUGUUGCCGGUUUGGAGGGAAUGGAGAAGAUCAAUGAGGUAUUAAAAUUGAAUGAAGAACUAGGCUCCGAGAACAGCCACCGCAAAUUCCAUGAUGCCGUGACUCAGUUUCGUAAAAGUGCAGAGGAUGACAUUAUCAGAGUGCAAGCCCAAGAGAGUGUGGCAUCGUCUCUGGUUAAGGAAAUAACUGAAUAUUUUCAUGGUAAUAAUUCAGCUAGAGAAGAAACACACCCUCUUAGGAUCUUCAUGGUAGUCAGAGAUUUUCUGCUCAUUCUAGCUCAGGUAUGCAAGGAUGUAGGAAGGAUAAAUGAACAGGCAACUAUCAGCUUAGGACAGAAGUUAAUUACCAGCGCCGAGAUACCAAAGUUCAUAUGA
Molecule: messenger RNA, 642 nt
Organism: Zingiber officinale
Lineage: Eukaryota; Viridiplantae; Streptophyta; Magnoliopsida; Zingiberales; Zingiberaceae
Product: formin-like protein 1
Exons: 2
Coding region: 1-642 (213 amino acids)
Biological process (GO): actin nucleation; actin cytoskeleton organization
Molecular function (GO): actin filament binding
Source: RefSeq, a predicted model, not a curated record